AUGCAUGUCGUUUGCAUAAAAAUAAUUGUUUUGUGUUAUCUUAAGUUUGGUGAAAGUCCCAAAGAGCAUCUUAAACCGUCUAAACAAACACACCCUCAUAAGACAAGAGAGCAGUUUGCAAAAUUUGGACAAGCUUCUGCAAAUCCACACGGUAACCGUCAUCAUCAUGGAUCCCCAAGACACCUCCACAAUCUCCUCUUCACCCACCGCCCACAUGGUCCAUCACCCAGAGGUACUCCAACAUCUAAGAAUGUUAUCAACCCCAGUUCUCAAGCUCCACUAGCCACUUCUAGUGCUCCCCCAACAGCAAACACCAAGGCUUCCGCCGCCUCUACCAGCAAAACUACAGGCUUUGCAUCCAGCACCACAGCUCCCAGCACCCUCCAACCCAAGGCCACCACAUAUGCUGCAGCAGCCGGCUCUGCCCCUGCCCCUGAUGCCAGCACUGCCCCUGCCCCUGAUGCCCGCUCCGCCCCUCCCCCUGAUGCCGGCUCCACCCCUCCCCCUGAUGCCGGCUCCGCCCCUCCCCCUGAUGCCGGCUCCGCCCCUCCCCCUGAUGCCGGCUCCGCCCCUCCCCCUGAUGCCGGCUCCGCCCCUCCCCCUGAUGCCGGCUCCGCCCCUCCCCCUGAUGCCAGCACUGCCCCUCCCCCUGAUGCCGGCUCCGCCCCUCCCCCUGAUGCCAGCACUGCCCCUCCCCCUGAUGCCGGCUCCGCCCCUCCCCCUGAUGCCCGCUCCGCCCCUCCCCCUGAUGCCAGCACUGCCCCUCCCCCUGAUGCCGGCUCCGCCCCUCCCCCUGAUGCCGGCUCUGCCCCUCCCCCUGAUGCCGGCUCCGCCCCUCCCCCUGAUGCCGGCUCCGCCCCUCCCCCUGAUGCCGGCUCUGCCCCUGCCCCUGAUGCCGGCUCUGCCCCUGCCCCUGAUGCUGGCUCUGGCUCUGCCCCUGAUGCUGGCUCUGGCUCUGCCCCUCCCCCUGAUUCUGGAGAGAGUCACAGAGACCCCAGCCUACAAGUGCCUAGACCACCUGCUCGACUUCCUCCACCACGCAUUCCUUCCGUCCCAGGAUUUGUUCAACGCCCUUCUCUAUCCUCUGGUCCUGGGAGAAUUCCACCAUACCUUCUUCUACCUUCUGGUCCAGGCAGAAUUCCACCACGCCGUCCUUUCUUCCCAGGUUAUCCAAAUCCACCAAGACGUUAUCCAUCUAGACUUCAACCGUUCCUUCCAUAUCCUCCAUUUUAUCCUCCCUUCUUUCCACCUCUACCCCCAAAACCAGCAACUACAACAGACUCCCCUAAUAUCUCCAUUACUAACACAACAAACUCCAUUACAAACAUAACAGUCCCCAGUGCCAACACAACAGACUCCAUUAUCAACACAACAGUCCCCAGCACCAACACAACAGAUUCCAUUACCAACACAACAGACUCUGUCACAAACACAACAGUCCCCAGCGCCAACACAACAGCCCCCGAUGCUGACACAACAGUCCCCAGUGUCAACACAACAGUCCCCAAUGCCAACACAACAGUCCCCAGUGUCAACACAACAGUCCCCAAUGCCAACACAACAGUCCCCAGUGGCGACACAACAGACUCCAUUAUAACCACAACAGUCCCCAUAAUAGACAAUACAGACUCCACUACAAACAUAGCAGAACCCACCACUGAAUUCAUCAACCCCACAACUACAUCAUCCAAUACCCAAAAAUCCUUUAUUAAGAGAUUUUUAGAAAAAUUUCUUUCCCUUUUUGGAUAUGGAAGAGAUAGCCCAUGA
Molecule: messenger RNA, 1767 nt
Organism: Dama dama (fallow deer)
Lineage: Eukaryota; Metazoa; Chordata; Mammalia; Artiodactyla; Cervidae
Gene: MUC7
Product: mucin 7, secreted
Exons: 2
Coding region: 1-1767 (588 amino acids)
Source: RefSeq, a predicted model, not a curated record